AUAGCCUAUGUAAAACGGAAAACGAGUAAAAAGUAAAACCCUAGCUUCUUUUUUAUAAUUCAAUUAAAAUUGGGGGUAUACCUUGCUUAAACCCUAGGCUACAGCUUACAGAGCUUACUCUCUCUUCAUUCUCUUAUCUGGGUGUCCUGCGAUAAUCUGCUCUCGGAACCAUGACUAUGCCCUUCGGAGCAAAUUUCGAGCUCUCGAGAUGCAAUGUGACAUCUGUUAGCCCUUCUUGUCCGAAAUUGGGCAUGUCUGUGGCACAAUUACGUGACCCUUUGCACCUUCGCCUCUCAAAUAGGUGUUUUGCAUAUUCGUUGGCUCCUAGAGAAGUUUUAUGUAGAACAAAAAGGGUUAACAGUAGAAUUUUGUGCACGAUGUCGGAAAGUAGUGUGGAUGGCGGUAACAAGUAUGAGGGCAUGCUUACUUAUAAAAGUGCUGGGGUGGACAUAGAUGCUGGAUCAGAGCUUGUUAAAAGGAUUGCAAAAAUGGCUCCUGGAAUCGGAGGCUUUGGUGGACUUUAUCCUUUUGGGGAUUCCUAUCUUGUGGCUGGUACAGAUGGCGUGGGAACCAAACUUAAGUUAGCAUUUGAAACUGGAAUUCAUGACACUAUUGGCAUUGAUCUGGUUGCGAUGAGUGUCAACGAUAUUGUUACUUCUGGUGCAAAGCCUCUAUUUUUUCUUGAUUACUACGCAACAAGUCGUCUAGAUGUUGAUCUGGCUGAAAAGGUUAUAAAAGGCAUUGUCGAUGGUUGCCAGCAAUCAGAAUGUGUUCUUUUAGGAGGAGAGACUGCAGAGAUGCCAGAUUUCUAUGCCGAUGGUGAGUAUGACCUUAGUGGUUUUGCGGUUGGCAGCGUAAAAAAAGAUUCCGUUAUCAAUGGGAAAAAUAUUGUGGCGGGAGAUGUUCUUAUUGGCCUACCUUCUAGCGGAGUUCACUCAAAUGGUUUCUCUCUCGUCAGAAGGGUCCUUACUAAAAGUGGACUCUCUCUAAAAGACAAUCUCCCUGGUGAAUCUGUCACAUUAGGUGAAGCAUUGAUGGCUCCUACUGUUAUAUACGUUAAGCAGGUGCUUGAUAUAAUCAGCAAGGGAGGUGUCAGAGGAAUCGCCCACAUCACUGGCGGUGGUUUUACAGAUAAUAUCCCUCGUGUAUUUCCAGACGGCCUUGGAGCUGUAAUUUUCAAGGAUUCUUGGGUAGUUCCUCCUGUUUUCAAAUGGAUACAGAAGGCUGGAGGAGUAGAAGAUGCGGAAAUGAGGCGGACCUUUAAUAUGGGAAUUGGGAUGGUUCUUGUUGUUAGCAAGGAGGCGGCUCUUAGGUUACUUGGUGAUGCACACACAUCAAAUAUAGCAUAUCGGAUUGGUGAAGUUGUAAAGGAUGUCGGAGUGAGGUAUCAAUAAUAUAUUCGCCUCCAAGAAUAUAUUGUAAAACUAGUUAUUUCAUCUUGUCAGUAAGAUGUUUUGCAGCCACAGAUGUAUCAUGUGUCAUACGUUUUGGUGUUACAAGAUGCAAUUCUAGGGUGUACCAAAUAAUGUUGUAUCUACAAGUUGCCAUAAUUUACAGGUUACAACAUCUUUUCUGUUGUAAUGGCAUAGUGCUGUGGUAUUGUCCUGGGCUUUUUCCGUACUCAUCUUGUAACAAAUUUUGAAUACUUUCUGUUCUGAAAUCAAUUUCUAUCCUGUGGUA
This is a messenger RNA of Daucus carota subsp. sativus, 1680 nucleotides long. Its product is annotated as phosphoribosylformylglycinamidine cyclo-ligase, chloroplastic. The coding region runs from base 171 to 1394 and encodes 407 amino acids. Lineage: Eukaryota; Viridiplantae; Streptophyta; Magnoliopsida; Apiales; Apiaceae. Gene Ontology annotation, molecular function: phosphoribosylformylglycinamidine cyclo-ligase activity; phosphoribosylamine-glycine ligase activity. Gene Ontology annotation, cellular component: cytosol. Gene Ontology annotation, biological process: adenine biosynthetic process; 'de novo' IMP biosynthetic process. The record is from RefSeq and is a predicted model, not a curated record. The transcript has 9 exons.